AUGCUCAAUAAAAGAAUUGAUGAGGUUGAAGAAUAUCAUUUGAAAUCUCCUCAAUUAAACUCCAAAUCUUCUAUAUAUAUUCCAGCUUCUUCUACUCAAAUUAUUGUCUUGAUUUGUCAACUUUUGAAUGCUAUAAAUCAAACAUAUUUACAAAUUCCUCUACAACUAAAUGAUAUUGAAAAAAAUAAUUAG
Molecule: messenger RNA, 192 nt
Organism: Scutellospora calospora
Lineage: Eukaryota; Fungi; Glomeromycota; Glomeromycetes; Diversisporales; Gigasporaceae
Source: the annotation of a GenBank genome assembly